Molecule: messenger RNA, 3178 nt
Organism: Penicillium subrubescens
Lineage: Eukaryota; Fungi; Ascomycota; Eurotiomycetes; Eurotiales; Aspergillaceae
Exons: 3
Coding region: 227-3178 (983 amino acids)
Source: RefSeq, a predicted model, not a curated record
CUUUUCUCGCCCCCGUUCAUCUGCAUUGGACACGUCAAAGUCACCAAAAAGAGAGCUCUACGAGACUAUUCACAGUUUUUUCCCUCCUCCUUCUUCCAUCAGAGUGACCGGGAAAACCUUAAUGGGAGUGACUCGCGAUUGAAGGGAGGCAGGUCUACAACGAUAAUCCUAUCUCGUCCAUUCAGCUGCUCCCUGUUGCGUGGUUAAAUACCGCAACACCGCACCAAUGCCCAUCAAGUUGCCUAAAGGCUUCGCCCGGAGGAAGUCGUCGGGCAAUGUUCUAGACGAUGUGGAUGGCCAACCCCAAUCCUCCUUCCGGGUCUUUGAGCGACCGGGAGCCCAACAACGAUCAAUGACAGAUGGCGCUCCACUCACCAAGCGCAUGAGUGAAGGCCAUGCGAGUCUCGAGGACAAUGAUAACAUCUUUGCCGGGUCAGAGCAUCCCUUGGGCAAAACUCGGUAUGGCCGCCCCCGGACCAUGGAAUCCCUCAGGAAGGGACUGACCGGUCGCCAUCACAGUGGUCCGACCUACGAAAGCUCGACCUCGACGCGGCUCAGUUCCUCAUCUACCCUCCCAUCAUCGACCGAAGUCCCGCCGCCCGAUGAGGCUUCAUCCCCACAUUCGAGAAUUCAUGAUAUCCCCGCUCCGCCGCCCCUGGCGGGUGCUCUACGAGCCGCUGCUGGCAGGACAUUCUCAUUCGGUGGACGCUUUAAUAAGAACUCGACGCCCCCUGCUCCCCCUCGAAAUGCCACGCCGGACGCAACCAAGCAGCGUGCCUACAGCGGUAGCACCGACGAUACGGCGACCCCGCCCAGGCUACCUGAUUCGCAAUUGAAUUUCGAUCUCGGAGCAGGGGGAGAUGAUUUCGGAAAGAUGUUCGACCAUUUGGGAAAACGGGAGAGUGCCCUGUUGCGGGACCCUUCUCCGCAGCGAGCUAAACAGUACUCUUCCUCUCCACCGACGCAAGCCCUGCCCGAGUUCCAAGCAACUGACAAUAGAGCCGGACGACCUACUCCCAUUAAUACAGACCGAUCGGUGGCCGUUGAACCCUCCCCUUACUCAUGGGGUAGCCGUCACUCUGGCGACAAUCUACUGAAUAGCCCCAGCGGUGAAAUCGUUACUUCACCAGCUCGUUCGACUGCCGAAACGGUAACCAGUUUCCGCAAGCCGUCACCAUCGCCUGCCCAUAUGCUCGGCGCGACAACUUCACACCGGGCUUUGGAGAAGCCCGGCCGGCGGCCGUCGGAUGGCUUGCGAAGGAGUGGGAUUUAUCCGGGGGACCGAGACUCGAACACUGUCGACGACGAAGAUGCCAAGAUGGUCCGACAAUCUGUUCUGUGGAGUAAGGGUUCCUCGCCUCGGUGGGAGGAGGCCACUUCUCCGUCUGGUGAGACACCUCUCCUCGAUAAGGGCAAGGCCACUAGUCCUUCACUUUUGAGCCCCACCGCGGACGAGGGCUUGUUUGCGCCACGCCGUUCACCUGCCCCGAGUGAUCACGAUCUGGACGAUGCCCGACUGGCUCCUCCCGAAAACCGCCUCCCCGCUGGCAACAAGGUCAUGACACCGUCCCAGUUCGAACACUACCGCCAGCAGCAAGAACUUCGACGAUCCAAGAGUGAUGCUACGAAGAGCGAUGAGGAAUCCGAGCACGAAGAGUUUGAUGACGAGGAAGACGAGGUUGAGAAGCAGCGGGAGGCAGAGAAGCAACGGCGGAAGCAAGAGGCUCACCUCUCCCUUUAUCGACAGCAGAUGCAGAAGGUGACGGGCCAGCAAGCUCCGUCUCCGUUGCUCCGUCCGGAAAUGGCAGGAGCCAGCAACAGCACUCCCAACCUUCCCAACCGCCUAUCCAACCCCAUUGACAAGUCUUCCAGCGGAAAGAGCAGCAACGAGGAGGAUGAUGAGGAGAUCCCGCUGGGUAUUCUAGCAGCCCAUGGCUUCCCCAACCGCAACCGUCCUCCGACUCGCUUGGCCAAUGUCAGCUCUCAUCCGAACCUUCGUGCGUCAAUGCACCCGUAUUCUACUUCAUCUACCUCCCUCGCCGGUGCCGAGGCUGGCAACAGGGGCAGUCUCCCGGUCUUUGCCAGGAAUCUGCCUCAGGAUCCCUACUUCGGUGCUCGCAUAGUCAACCCAACCAAUCGGGAAUCUCUGGCCUUUGGCGGUGGCUCUGGCUCGGUGUACGGUGGUGCAUCUUCCCCCGGCCCUCCCCCGGGUGGUCUCGUCGGUGUGAUUGCCACUGAAGAGCGUAAUAGGGCAGCUCGGCGUGCCGGAGGUGGCAGUCCCAACCACAUGGCAAUGUACGAUCAGCGGCAGAUGGCGAUGGGAAUGGGCAAUCCGGGUGGUGUCCCUCGACCUUUCUCGAUGAUGGGGCCGCAACCAAUGACCCCCAGUGAGCUGGCUCAGGUGAACCUUUCCAACCAGAUGCAGAAUAUGAUGCAAAUGCAGAUGCAGUGGAUGGGGCAGAUGAUGCAAAUGCAGGGUAUGCCGCCGGGUAUGCAGGGUAUGCCGCCGGGUACUCCUCCAAUGAUGGCCGGUGCGAUGCCACCUCAAAUGAUGGGAAUGCCCAUGCAGGGCGGUCCCAUGGGUCCUCCCUCCAUGGCGGGUUCGCCCUCAGUCAUGGGUCUCAAUCCCAACUUCAGGCCGAUGUCUAUGCAGGGCCCUCCUGGAGCUAUGGCACCGAACUUUGAACAACAGCGUACUCUCAGCAUGCUCGAUCCCAACAUUGCUGCACGACGAGGCUCGCCGAUGCCAAAUUUGCCCGGUGGCCCACCCUUCCGACCUAACACGGGAGGAUACGCUCCUUCCAUCGCACCCUCGGAACGCAGCAAUGCCGGACUUGCAUCCCGGUAUCGACCCGUGUCAGUGAUGGGAGGUGAACCCGGCCCCGGCGUCUCAGCCUUGAACAAGGGCUGGAACGACGAGAACCACCAUUCGUCCCUAUCCGUCUCCCAGUCCCACAUGGGCCUGCCCAAGUCCUCCUCGCUCGCAACCGUGACUGUACGACCGGUCUCGCGAGCCAGCCAGUCCCCAGCUGGACGCAAGCCCGUCCAUGCGUCCGACGAAGAUAAUGACGACGAGGGCUGGGCUGAUAUGAUGAAGAAACGAGACAAGAAGAAGAGCAGCUGGAAGUUGAAGCGAGGUACCUCCUCGCUGGGUGAUCUCCUAAGCGCUGUGCACUAA